Messenger RNA from Pestalotiopsis fici W106-1, 1083 nucleotides. RefSeq lists its product as uncharacterized. The coding region runs from base 1 to 1083 and encodes 360 amino acids. NCBI's taxonomy places the organism in Eukaryota, Fungi, Ascomycota, Sordariomycetes, Amphisphaeriales, Sporocadaceae. The record is from RefSeq and is a predicted model, not a curated record. The transcript is spliced from 5 exons.
AUGACUACCACUACUACUACGUACUCGAGCUGCGAGCAUGAAAUCGUGCUUCGUGGUUCAGACUCCACACAGCCAGCUGCCUCAUUCUACUUCCCAAGGUUGCUGCGCAAUUUUGACUGGAACCGAGGCUUCAACGUCCAUUACGAAAAGGCUAGGGCGGAGUCUAACUCUUGGCUAUUCUCAUUGCAUCCUUUUUCAAAGGAAGGCCAGAAGGCGUUUGAAGGGUGGGAUUUUCCUUACCUUGCUGCGGUAUCGUACUAUGGAGGAUCUUAUAGCACGUUCCGUAGUAUUUGCGACAUCACGAAUGUGUUCUUCGUGAUCGAUGAACAAACGGACGCAGAACCAGUCGACGUGGUUAAAGAACGUUGUGAAAUGGCUAUGGACGCCAUCCUCAGACCAGAGGAACCCCGUCCCGAUGGAGAAUGUGUCAUCGGCGAGGCGACAAGACAAUGUUGGAAACGCGCAUAUCCAGAGCUCCCUCUGGUGAUAAUCGAAAGAUUCCAAAGAACAUGGCGAGCGUAUCUAGACUCCGUCAUAAGGCAAGCUGAAAACCGGUCACGACAACGUAUUUUGCACCCCGAGGAAUACCUUCGCGAGCGCGUCGACAACAUAGGCAUAUGGCCCUCUGUUGCAAUUGGCGAGCAAUGCCUAGGCCUUCAGAUUCCUCACGAGUGUAUGGAGCAUCCGUAUCUAGAGGACAUGAGGACCUGGUGCAGUGAGCUGGUCACUUUGCAAAAUGAUCUGUUCUCGUACAGGAAAGAGCGGUUGGCAGAUGAUUGUGACUACAACGCCAUAACCACUGUAAUUCACCAUUUGGGUCUUGAUCUCCAAGAAGCGGUGCGGUGGGUCGAGGAGAGACAUGAAGCUACUCUGCAAAAGUUCCUGAAGACCCGAGAAAAGGUUAUUCAUCAUGACGGAUAUCCUUCCUACGGCGCGGAUCUUGAUACCCAAAUUGCCCAGUACACAGGAGUUCUUGCUGAUUGGAUUCGUGGUAACUACGAAUGGAGCUGGUAUACAAAGCGCUACUGGUCCUCGGAAAUGGCUCAGAAGGCCAGGCAGACUCGGAUUGUUCCCCUGCUUUAG